CCCGGCCCAGCCUCACCAGUUCGCUCCAGUUUGUUACACCGUACUCCGAGGCCCUGAAUAACCAUGUCCAUCCUCUACGUCUCUCCUCACCCCGACGCCUUCCCCAGUCUCCGAGCCCUCAUAGCUGCGCGCUAUGGAGAGGCUGGAGAGGGUCCGGGAUGGGGAGGUGCCCAACCCCGCAUCUGUCUCCAGCCACCCCCGCCCAGCAGGACCCCCUUCCCCCCACCUCGUCUGCCUGCCCUGGAGCAAGGGCCCGGUGGACUGUGGGUGUGGGGAGCCACGGCUGUGGCCCAGCUGCUAUGGCCAGCAGGCCUGGGGGGUUCUGGAGGUAGCCAGGCAGCUGCCCUCGUCCAACAGUGGGUCAGUUACGCGGACACCGAGCUCAUACCAGCCGCCUGUGGGGCAACACUGCCAGCCCUGGGUCUCCGAAGCUCUGCCUAUGACCCCCAGGCUGCACUUGGGGCACUGGGCCGAGCCCUGAGCCCCUUGGAGGAGUGGCUUAAGCUGCAUACUUACCUGGCUGGGGAGGCCCCUACACUGGCUGACCUGGCAGCUGUAACAGCCUUGCUGUUGCCUUUCCGAUAUGUCCUGGAUCCCUCAGCCCGCCGGAUCUGGGGUAACGUUACUCGCUGGUUUGUCACCUGUGUCCAGCAGCCAGAAUUCCGAGCAGUUUUAGGAGAGGUGGUUCUGUACUCAGGGGCCAGACCUGUUUCCCAACAGCCAGGCUCUGAUGUCCCUGCACCAUCAAAGUCAGCUGCUCAGCUCAAGAAAGAGGCAAAGAAACGGGAAAAGCUAGAGAAAUUCCAGCAAAAGCAGAAGAUCCAGCAGCAGCAACAAUCUUCAGGGGAGAAGAAACCCAAACCUGAAAAGAGGGAGAAACGGGAUCUUGGGGUCAUUACCUAUGACAUCCCAACUCCACCAGGGGAAAAGAAAGAUGUCAGUGGCACCAUGCCCGACUCCUAUAGCCCCCAGUAUGUGGAAGCAGCCUGGUACCCUUGGUGGGAGCAGCAGGGCUUCUUCAAGCCAGAAUAUGGGCGUUCCAGCUUGUCAGCACCAAACCCCCGAGGCAUCUUCAUGAUGUGCAUCCCACCCCCCAACGUGACAGGCUCUCUGCACUUGGGCCACGCCCUCACCAAUGCCAUCCAGGAUUCUCUGACUCGAUGGCACCGCAUGCGUGGAGAGACCACUCUGUGGAACCCGGGUUGUGACCAUGCAGGCAUUGCCACCCAGGUGGUAGUUGAAAAGAAACUGUGGCGUGAACAGGGGCUGAGCCGACACCAGCUGGGCCGAGAGGCCUUCCUGCGAGAAGUCUGGAAGUGGAAGGAGGAGAAAGGUGACCGGAUAUACCACCAGCUGAAAAAACUUGGCAGUUCUUUGGACUGGGAUCGAGCCUGUUUCACCAUGGACCCUAAACUCUCCGUGGCUGUGACAGAGGCCUUUGUCCGGCUCCACGAUGAAGGGGUUAUCUAUCGCAGUACCCGUCUGGUCAACUGGUCUUGUACCCUCAAUUCUGCCAUCUCAGAUAUCGAGGUGGAUAAGAAGGAACUUCCAGGCCGCACCCUGCUGUCUGUGCCUGGUUAUAAGGAGAAAGUGGAGUUUGGGGUCCUUAUCUCUUUUGCCUACAAGAUCCAAGGCUCAGACAGUGACGAGGAGGUGGUGGUAGCAACAACUCGAAUUGAGACGAUGCUGGGUGAUGUGGCUGUGGCGGUGCACCCCAAAGACCCCAGAUACCAGCACCUGAAGGGGAAGAGUGUCAUCCAUCCGUUCGUGUCUCGGAGCCUUCCCAUUGUCUUUGAUGAUUUUGUGGACAUGGAGUUUGGUACAGGUGCGGUGAAGAUCACACCUGCCCAUGACCAGAAUGACUACGAGGUUGGGCAGCGCCACGCACUAGAGGCUAUCAGCAUCAUGGACUCGCGUGGGGCCCUCAUCAAUGUUCCCCCGCCUUUCCUGGGCUUGCCUAGGUUUGAGGCCAGAAAGGCGGUGCUGGCAGCGUUGAAGGAGCAGGGACUGUUCCGGGACAUAAAGGACAACCCCAUGGUGGUGCCCCUUUGCAACCGUUCCAAAGACGUGGUAGAACCUAUGCUGCGGCCACAGUGGUAUGUGCGCUGUGGAGAGAUGGCCCAGGCUGCCAGUGCUGCCGUGACAAGGGGCGACCUUCGCAUCUUGCCUGAGUUCCAUCAGCGGACAUGGCACGCCUGGAUGGACAACAUCCGGGACUGGUGCAUCUCCCGGCAGCUGUGGUGGGGCCAUCGCAUCCCAGCCUACUUCAUCACCGUCAAUGACCCUGCUGUUCCCCCUGGAGAGGAUCCUGAUGAACGUUACUGGGUGAGCGGGUGCAAUGAGGCAGAGGCCCAGGAGAAGGCAGCCAAGGUGUUUGGAGUGUCCCCUGAUAAGAUCAGCCUCCAGCAAGAUGAGGAUGUAUUGGACACCUGGUUCUCCUCUGGCCUCUUCCCCUUCUCUAUUCUGGGCUGGCCCAACCAGUCAGAAGACCUGAGUGUGUUCUACCCAGGAACGCUGCUGGAGACAGGCCACGACAUCCUUUUCUUCUGGGUGGCCCGGAUGGUCAUGCUUGGCCUAAAGCUCACUGGCAGGCUGCCUUUCCGAGAGGUCUACCUCCACGCCAUUGUUCGAGAUGCCCACGGCCGGAAGAUGAGCAAGUCUCUAGGCAAUGUCAUCGACCCCCUGGACGUCAUCCAUGGAGUCACCCUUCAGGGUCUCCAUGACCAGUUAAUAAACAGCAACCUGGAUCCCAGUGAGGUGGAGAAGGCUAAGGAAGGACAGAAGACAGACUUCCCAGCAGGGAUCCCUGAGUGUGGUACUGACGCUCUCCGAUUUGGGCUCUGUGCCUACACGUCCCAGGGCCGGGACAUCAACUUGGAUGUGAACCGGAUAUUGGGCUACCGCCACUUCUGCAACAAGCUCUGGAAUGCCACCAAGUUUGCCCUCCGGGGCCUUGGGAAGGGCUUCGUGCCCUCACCUACCUCUGAGCCUGAAGGCCAUGAGAGCCUGGUCGACCGCUGGAUCCGAAGCCGGCUGGCUGAAGCCGUGAGGCUCAGCAACCAAGGUUUCCAGGCCUACGAUUUCCCAGCAGUCACCACUGCCCAGUACAGCUUCUGGCUCUAUGAGCUUUGUGAUGUCUACCUGGAGUGCCUAAAGCCCGUGCUAAACGGAGUAGACCAGGUGGCGGCCGACUGUGCCCGACAGACCCUCUACACCUGCCUGGACGUUGGCCUGCGGCUCCUCUCCCCUUUUAUGCCCUUUGUGACUGAGGAGCUAUUCCAAAGGCUGCCCCGGCGGACACCACAAGCCCCCCCUAGCCUCUGUGUCACUCCCUACCCAGAGCCUUCGGAGUGCUCCUGGAAGGACCCUGAGGCUGAAGCCGCCCUUGAGCUGGCACUUAGCAUCACACGAGUUGUGCGCUCCCUGCGUGCUGACUACAACCUCACCCGGACUCGGCCAGACUGUUUCCUGGAAGUAGCUGAUGAGACCACCGGUGCCCAGGCCUCAGCCGUAUCAGCCUACGUGCAGACCCUGGCCAGUGCAGGAGUGGUGGCUGUCUUGGCCUUGGGCGCUUCCGCACCACAAGGUUGUGCUGUAGCCCUGGCCUCUGACCGCUGCUCAGUCCACCUACAACUACAGGGCCUGGUUGACCCAGCUCGGGAGCUGAGCAAGCUGCAGGCCAAGCGAGGAGACGUGCAGCGACAAGCCCAGCGCCUGCGCGAACGCCGUGCUGCCCCAGGCUACCCAGCCAAAGUGCCCCAAGACGUCCAGGAGGCAGAUAAAGCCAAGCUCCAACAGACAGAAGCAGAGCUCAGGAAGGUGGAAGAAGCCAUUGCCCUUUUUGAGAAGAUGCUGUGAUAGACUCAACUCCGACCCUCAUGGCCCCACCAUGGGGAUGGCAGCAAUAAACUAUUUUGUCACAAAA
Molecule: messenger RNA, 3925 nt
Organism: Elephantulus edwardii (Cape elephant shrew)
Lineage: Eukaryota; Metazoa; Chordata; Mammalia; Macroscelidea; Macroscelididae
Gene: VARS1
Product: valyl-tRNA synthetase
Exons: 30
Coding region: 64-3858 (1264 amino acids)
Biological process (GO): valyl-tRNA aminoacylation
Cellular component (GO): cytosol
Molecular function (GO): aminoacyl-tRNA deacylase activity; valine-tRNA ligase activity; ATP binding
Source: RefSeq, a predicted model, not a curated record